Trypanosoma rangeli is the source of this 4320-nucleotide messenger RNA. RefSeq lists its product as uncharacterized. The coding region runs from base 1 to 4320 and encodes 1439 amino acids. The record is from RefSeq and is a predicted model, not a curated record. NCBI's taxonomy places the organism in Eukaryota, Euglenozoa, Kinetoplastea, Trypanosomatida, Trypanosomatidae. The transcript has a single exon.
AUGUUUACAAAUAGAAUCGUGGCGUUGCUUCAGCGUGCCAAUAGAAGUGAUAAGCUGGAGUUGCAACCUCUUUCUAUUCUUACAAGUUGCGCAUACGGCAUAUAUCGUCUGUCAUGUGUAGAAAGCCCUUUUUUUGGCGAGGCUGAGAAGUUAUUGUUGAAAUUACCUUCAGCAGUCAUGUUCUCCAUUUUGUAUCAGUUGCGUAGCGACGGACUGAGGAAACUCUUUCAACUGGAGGAGCAGGUGGCUAUGAAUGUUGGCCUCACGCUUUUGUUUAUCGUGGAUGAGGAGCGCCGUCAGACGUUUCUCCCUGCCGGCGACACGGUGAUUGUGAACGCUAUUUUGCGUCGUGUGCUGAGACAUGCUGCUCAAUUGGUUAAAAAAAUGGAUGAGACAUGUGAGGAGUCUCUUUUAGCUCUUGCAAACAAUACCUCUUCAACCGGUUUCUCCCCACUGCCGUGUGUCGGACGAGGGGAGGUUGCCAAUUCCCCCUCCAUGCAAGAAUGUGUGGCUAUCAUGCAAAACAUUGCAUUUAGUUCGCCUACCUCCCGGCUGGAGAUGUUGUCGUAUCUGUUGCGCAUACGGAGAAAACCCGCGCAUUACACAAGGAGUGAGCUGCAACUGCUUCCUGCUUUGCUACAAACAGUGUCAAAUGUCCGCUUGCCAGAGGCACGGAUGCUCGAGACGAAAAUUAUCGCUGAAGUUCCGAUUCCCGAUGACGACCCUGUACUUGUAGCACAACUUUUUAGCAUUGCCGCAUCCAAAGAGGCGAGGUAUCUUGCUUGUUUGGAUGCUGUGGCGGCUGAAGGUCUCACAGAGAAAGCUGCUGUACAUAUCAUUAGUUGUGCUGGUGUUUACCUUCGGUGGGAGACGCUUAAACGCCUCACCGCAGUUGUCUUGGAAAAAGAAAUGUGCUCCACAUCACCAUCACCAUUACCAUUAAGGCUGGUAUUGAAUGGUGCAAUGGAAUGCAUUUUGACGACAUUUGUGACCCGCUUAGCGGAUUUGGCGCCGAGUGCUGAAAGAGAUGCUAUACAAACGUAUCUGGCUCAGUUGGUGGAGCAGGUGGAUUGGGUCGGAAGCACCCCGCCUGAUUCAGCCAAGUUGGCGCUGGAACGUCUCACGCUGCUCAAAAAACUCUCAGGUUGUGGAUUUCAUAUACGUGCUCCAGAGGCUGUGAUUGCACUGGGAGAAAAGGCACUCGAUCUUGAAUCUGGCAGUAGCAUGAUCAACACCCUUCAAUGCGUGGUGGAGGCGCUAUCAUUGUUGUCUGAGGUGGAACGUCGCCGCGAUUUGGUAGUGUGCAUGAUUCACUAUAAUGGUACUAGAUCGACGUCCUCAGCGAUACGUUUUGUGGUGUUAUUGGCCCCCUUGGCUGUCACGCACGGGGUAUGUAAUAGCGAGUUGGUGCAGUUGCUUCUUAAAAUGCAAACACUGAAUCCCUUCAAGUUGCGCCAGGGUUAUAUUGAGGGGUUGCUGAGCGCCGAGGACGCAUUUACGGUGUUUGUGAUCCACGCGGUCAACUACCUUUUGGCGAGUGAGGAGUGGCGCACGUCUGCGGACCGAAUCCGUGAGGCGGUGACGCUGUGGAUCCAGGAGUACCUCCAUCACGUGAUGCAUCUUUCCCGGAAGCAGAAGAUGGCAUGUAUAACGGCGCACAAUGACGGCAAAGGCGAGGCUUCCCCGCCCCAUGAGGAAGAGGACAUGGAGGCAACUGAAACUGAGGCCCCAAGUCCAGAACGUCUUGAAGAGCUGUUUUCUUUGCUGUUGCGUGCAGGUGUAAAAUUGCCUGAUUUCUUUGCGUCUGAGUUGACUGCUCGCGUACGAGAUAUAGAGAGUGCAGGGGCACCGGCUGGUGAAAGAAGGGGCAUAUUGCAUUUUCCUCCACCAGGACACUUUGUUUUUUGCUGCAAACUUGACAUUGCGAUGGACUCUCCCCUUUCCAUGGAGCUUUUGGAGUACCUUCUCACGACGUGUGACUGUCGCAUUUUGAACUUUGUCCUCACGGCAUUCCUUGUGCAUGCCAAAGCUACAUCGCGGGAUCCACACAUAUUGCUGUUGACAAAUCUGCGUCUGGUUUUCCAGGCACUCAAGCUGUUUCUGCGUCGCCUCGAUGUGCUAGGCGAUGACUUGUCGACGGCCUUUUUUCCUUCCUCUGCGCCGUCUGUGGUGGCGAACAGCGUGCGCUUUAUUGUGGGGUUCCUUACCAAACAAGAACGAAACCAGCGUGUGCUUAAAUCUCUUCGCUGCGCGCCUUCAACGGAAGAACAAAAGGCGGCAGCAGAUAACCAUGUGGAGCUCAUAGCUGAACUAGCAAAGGUUGAAAAAUUGCUGUUUCGUGCCCUAACGUAUCUCAACUCUGCGCACAUGAAGGAUAUGGCUUUGCUUUUAUUAGACCGCUUGACUCUCUUGGCUCCUUCCGCUGCCGACUAUUUGAUGUUGCAGCUGCAGAAUCAAUUGAAGGAAUUUACGCAGGUGGAACUUUUUUACCUUGCGCUGAAGUACCCGCCGGCGCAGGAUAUUGUGAUGAAGGAACUUCAAAAGUACGACAUUGCUCUUUCCGUGGAUCUUAAUGAUUUUGUGCGAGUUGCGAGAAAUCUUCCCAUGGCAGUGACCAAGAUGGUAAUUGAGGCACACUUGCCAACGCUUACCUUUCAAUGGUGCACGCGAGUUUUGUCCGCACUUGCCCUACGACAUGAAUCGAUCCCCAUGGAACUGCUGGCAUCGAUGUUGGGCAAGCUUGAGGAGGAGGUUGAAAAUGCAACAGUGAUGGAUCGCAAUGUUGCACUUGUUGUGCUGCAAAAGUAUCUCAAUUAUGGGGAUGCUGAGGCAGAAAAUAACGUGCCACCUUAUCGACGACGGCUUGUUGAACGCUGCUGCGACAAACUUUUGGUGUUAGAGGAGAUUGACUCACUGGAUUCUCUUUCCAGUUUUUUGGCGACUUUUCCUGACGCCCUUGCAGAUGUGAUUGGGGAAGCUAUCACGGGGCGCGUUGUGUCUGCCGUGCUACCGGCACUAUUGGCGGACGUGGACAGUCUCAUGAUGCUAUGUCGUCUUCUGCAAAAACAUAAAUUGUUGAAUUAUACAGUACGGCUGAAGAUUACAGACGCUUUUUUUGGGGAAUUGUUGCACGCAGAAGAGAGUACCAAAACAUCGUCGCCUGCAUCGGUGUCGUACCCGUUGGGGACUGUCUUGGGCUUGGCCUUACUGUUGAUUGAGGGCGCCCUUCAGCAAGCUCCAUUACACAAGGGAGAUGACCCAGGAACAGAUGGAGCAAACCAGGAUUAUCAGACUGUCAUUUGUAUUUUACAAGCUGUAAGGGCGCGAUAUACAUCGUUGGCGGAUCGCUUGUUGAUUGUAAGCACACUGGUGGAACAAAGGGACACCGUGGGAUUUGCAUACACACAGGCUACGCCUGCAGAGGAGAUGACUGCUGAAUUGAUCAAAGUCUGUGACAAGAUGACUUCUAGUGAAUUUUCCAGACUUCUACAAUGCAUCAGUCGAAUGAAAUGUUGGCAUCUUGUAAAGCUAGAUCGUGGUCACUUUGGGAAUGUCUUUCAGAAGACCUGUAGCGAAGCAGAUGCUCAUAGUCGCUGCGUUGCUUUUAAAGCUCUUUCAUCGGAUGUGGAGCUGUUUCGUUAUUAUGAACCUUUUAUGAUGUCGUUGUUGGGUGAAGUUGUGGAGGUCAUGUCUCAAGAAGAUAUGGAGAUGGUUCUCUCUGCGGUACUUUCUCUGCAGCUUACAGAGGCAUUGGAAUCCCUUCUUGACACCAUUGGAACUCGUGUAUUGUCCAUGAUGGAUCAGUGCAGGCGUAGUACCUUGAUUCGCAUGCUGCAGUGCCAUGCUGCCUUUGGUCUUCAGGACGAUGCCCUUGUAUUGCGUCUUCUUACAGCCUUGGAGGAGCAGUGCACGCGUGAGACACGGCUGGACACGUCGCAGGCUCUCACACUGCUUCAGGCCACGGUGGACUUGGAUGUUCCUAUUCCUUCAAGGCUGGCAGUCACCUGUUUUGGUUGGUUGGAGCAUCACGUGGAUGGAAUGACCAUGGCCCAAUUGGGCCACGCCGUCCGUCUGGCGGUGGAGGUGGAGAUGGGUUAUACGGCAUCUGUGCAUGCUGUGGCAAUGCGAGCGUUGGAGCAGCGGGAGGCCCUGCGGACCAAUGCGACAUUUCGUGAAUCAGUGGAGUUGCUUUGUGACGAGUUUAGUGCGGAAAUACCAUGGCAUAUGAGGCCCACUCUGCUGCGCAGGCGAUACCAGGAGAAGAGACUGAAAGAUUACGUUAACAAGCGACGAUCCCUUGUAUCAGAUGAAUUGAACUAA